AUGGCCUACAAGAAGUCAGUCGAUAUCUCUGACAUCUCCAGGUCAAUGCUCAAGUACCCCUGGCUGGAAUACCCAGACAGGAUCAAAGAACUCAAAAAAGCCUUGGCACCUGUUCACCUGCCCUUGUCCUGCUUCCAGAUGCCAAAGGAGGAGUUUCCCCCGAGCCCAGAGUGCUGGAGGCAGCACCCCAGCCAGCCGGAGACGGCACCUCACCGCUCCGCCGAGACGCCCGAGCUCUACACGUACUGGCAAACCCUGUACAAUCAGCGCCGGGAACGGGAGGCCCAGAUGCUGCAGAAGACGAGAGCCCGCCCCAGUUUCUUCCGCAGGUACCUCAAAGAGGGCACUGCCACCCCAAAAGCCUACCUCCCCAUGAUCCAGCUGACUGUAAAACCUCAGAAGGGACACAAGCCUUCAUCCCCUACUGGGGACUCUCUGAGGUGGCAAAGAUUAAAGGAGCUCACGGAAAGCCUGAAAGCUCCCAGAGAGGACGAGCAGUUCUACGCGGCACAGGCUCUGGGGUGCCUGGGCGUCGGUGACGAGUUUGUCAUAGAAGCACUACUCCAGGUGGCCCAAACCGGUCCAGAGAAAGUGGUGCGUGAGGCCUAUAGAAGCCUGGCCAUGCUGGGUUGCCUGGAGAAGGACGUGAUCCAGGCUCUCAUCACGCAGUUGAAGGGGCAGAACGAGGAGCAAAGGAUGGACACUCUGAGGGGACUACGAAUAGGGCUCAACUCCUGGGCCGCUGUCCCCAAAGACAAGAGGACUCCAGUCGGGGACGAAGGGACGCUCGUGUCUGUGCUGCAGAUGCUGGUACAGACGUCACCGAACGAAGCAGCCCUGGAGGCAGCCCUGUGCUUGGGCUUCCUGAGGCCCUGCAGCGACACAGCCCGGGAGUUCUUGCUGCAGUGCAUACGCCGAGGGCCCCGGCCCCAGAGCAUGAAGGCACUUAGGAUGCUGGUCAAGAGGAUGCACGUACACUCAGCCGAGGCCAUCAGGGCCAUCCUGGACCAGCUGUGCCAUUCUUGUGUCCUCGAGCACCGCCUUGAAGCCACUCAGCUGCUUAAGGCCAUUGGGCUGGAGCAGAUCCAGGCGCAAGGACUGGAGGGACUUGUCUUUGACCUGCUCAGAAGCAAGAUACACAAUGAACCCUUCCUUGUCAUGAGGCAGGCUGUAGCUCAAACUGUGGAAGAGCUCAAGAUGAAGCCUACGAUGUUGAACUUGGUGGAGACGCAACUGAUGAGCUCAAAUGCCAUCGCCCGCCAGGAGGCAGUCAUCUCUUUGGGCGUCCUGGGGGUCCGCAGCCCACAGGUACUCAAUUUGCUCCUGGACAUGCUGGACGAGGAGGACAGCCAGUCUGUGAAGAAGAGUAUACAAGAAACAUUUGUUGUUUUGGCCUCAACUGAUCCCUGGAUCCAAAACAAGGUGAAAGACAAGGUUCUCUGUGUACAUGAGGCACCUAAGAAUGACAAGAAGGCAGAGCCUACAAGGUUCAGGCCAAAACCUGACAGCCCAGAGGAGUUAAACAUCCAAGACUUCCGACUGGUACAGCUGAACCCCCUGCUCAUUGCAAAGGCCAGCGCCACCACCGACCUGCAGAAAAAGCCAAGCACCCAGAACGGGUCUGCCUGCUACCUCGCCUCUGCCUUCCCUCCCUGUUUGUCUGAACCACUGCAACACAAGCCCCAGGCUGCAGGGCCCUGGACGCCAGCGAUCAGGAAGCAGCUCCAAAUCCUUGCCAAAACCUCCACAGAGGUCAGUUCUUUGGGUCUAACCCACGCUUCCUGAGGGUGCGUCUCAGGCUCCCCUGAGGAAACAAUCUCUGCUUAUGUCUCCCGAAUAAAUGCUGUCCC
Molecule: messenger RNA, 1850 nt
Organism: Artibeus jamaicensis (Jamaican fruit-eating bat)
Lineage: Eukaryota; Metazoa; Chordata; Mammalia; Chiroptera; Phyllostomidae
Gene: HEATR9
Product: HEAT repeat containing 9
Exons: 15
Coding region: 1-1785 (594 amino acids)
Source: RefSeq, a predicted model, not a curated record